This is a messenger RNA of Xiphophorus hellerii (green swordtail), 6237 nucleotides long. Its product is annotated as insulin receptor substrate 2-like. Gene Ontology annotation, cellular component: plasma membrane; cytosol. NCBI's taxonomy places the organism in Eukaryota, Metazoa, Chordata, Actinopteri, Cyprinodontiformes, Poeciliidae. The record is from RefSeq and is a predicted model, not a curated record. The coding region runs from base 180 to 3365 and encodes 1061 amino acids. The transcript is spliced from 3 exons. Gene Ontology annotation, molecular function: insulin receptor binding; phosphatidylinositol 3-kinase binding. Gene Ontology annotation, biological process: insulin receptor signaling pathway.
GCGUCACAUGUUGUUUUUCUCCAGCAUCAGAGCAGCCACUGGUCUACGCGCACUGCUCUGCUGUUUUUACCGCAGCGGGCUUUCUUGUCCGCUGAGGAAUAUAGUAAACGGGUAACCUUUUGCAGUCUUUUCUUCUUUUUUUUUUUACUGUGAGCCUUUUUUCCUCUUAUUCCGGAGAAAUGGCAAGUCCUCCGGCGACGGGAGGACACCUGUUAUCUAAUGGGACGAAUGACGUGAAGAAGUGCGGCUACCUGAGGAAGCAGAAACACGGACACAGGCGUUUUUUCGUGCUUCGGGAGCCCACGGAGCGCUGUCCCGCACGGCUGGAGUACUAUGAAAGCGAGAAGAAAUGGAGAAAUAAGUCCGCCGCCAAACGCGUCAUAACUUUGGACUCCUGUCUGUGCGUAAACAAACGCGCCGAUGCCAAACACAAGCACCUCAUCGCCCUCUACACCAAGGACGAAUACUUUGCUGUGGCUGCAGAAAACGAGCAGGAGCAGGAGAACUGGUACACCGUUCUGUCUGAUUUAAUAGCAGAGAGCAAAGUGUUUGACAGCCCUGCUUCCACAUCCUCUUUAGUGGGGUUUGAGGAGACCACUUACGGACAGCUUACCCCUGCAACAGCUACCUACAAGGAGGUAUGGCAGGUCAACUUGAAAUCCAGAGGUUUGGGUCAAAUCAAAAACCUCACCGGAGUCUACAGGCUGUGUUUAUCCAACCGAAACAUCAGCUUCGUCAAGCUGAACUCUGAGACACCAGCUGUCAACCUCCAACUCAUGAACAUCAGGAGAUGUGGCCACUCAGACAGCUUCUUCUUCAUAGAGGUGGGCAGAUCAGCAGUAACCGGGCCAGGGGAGUUCUGGAUGCAGGCGGAGGACUCAGUGGUAGCGCAGAACAUCCAUGAGACCAUCCUGGAGGCAAUGAAGUCGAUGAAGGAGCUCUCUGAAUUCAGACCCAGGAGCAAAAGCCAGUCAGCCAGCACCAACCCCAUCUCUGUGCCCACCCGGCGCAACCUCAACAACCUCCCCCCAAGUCAGACCGGGCUGGUGAGGAGAUCCAGAACCGACAGCAUGGCUGCCACAUCCCCAGGGAGGAAGUUCACAUCCUGUCGGAUAAGGACGGCCAGUGAGGGAGAUGGAAGCGUAACCCGGCCAGUGUCCAUGUCCAUACCAGUGGGUGAGAGUCCUACCAGUCCCAAUUCUGGAAAUCACCUCAUGAGGUCCCACACCCUUAGCAACGGGCGCACCUGCAGGAUACUGGAGUCUGCAUGCAAUCUCCAUCACAGUCGUUCAAUGCCAAUGUCCAACUCUCCUCCUGCUGCCUCCAGUCCCAUCAGCUCAUCUCCCAGGGGAGGAACAAGGGUCUCAACUCCUGACAAAGCCAGACGUCCUUUCAGCUGCAGCGCCUCCAUAUCCGGUUCCCUCAGCGACACUGGCUUCCUUCUCUGUGAUGAUUUCAGCUCCAGCCCAGGUGAACACAAGUUUCUCACUCUGACACGCAGUGACACUCCUGACUCCCUGUCCAGCACACCUCCAUCCCGUGACCUGAGCGACCCCUGCGGCUACAUGCUAAUGGAGGGGGCUAACGGCAGCAGGUCCAGCUGUGGGAUCGAGGGUCAGAAUUGUGACAAGGCAUACAGGAAGCGAACACACUCCCUCACCACACCACGCCAACAGAAGGUGGUGACUCCAUUGUCCUCUGCUUCCUUGGAUGACUACACUCUAAUGAGGAUGGCCCAUGGGCAAAACUCCCACUCUGCUUCACCCAAAGUAUGCUACCCUGAGGAUUAUGGGGACAUAGAAAUUGGUUCAUCCAGGAGCUCCAGUAGCAACCUUGGUGAUGAUGGCUACAUGCCCAUGACGCCAGGUGUAGCACCUCAGUCUGGCAAGACGGAUAACUAUGUACCCAUGAGCCCCAUGUGUGUCUCAGCACCAAAACAGAUUGUCAACCCCAGGGUGCAUCCUCAGGCAGCUACCAAUGGCUACAAGGCCAACUCUCCCUGUAGCAGCUCUCUGGAAGACAGUGGAUACAUGAGAAUGUGGUGUGGCUCCAAAUCCUCCAUGGACAGUCCUGACAGACACAGCGAAUACAUGAACAUGUCACCUGGAAACCCACCCCCUCUGCAGACCCCUCCUGAUUACUACUUAAGCCCUCUUGCUGGGGAACCAGCGUCAAUUAAGCCGGCUUACCAGACAGGCUCCCUCACACUGCCUGCAAAACUUCAGUCAUCCAAGAAUGAAGACAGUGGCCAGUAUGUGUUGAUGAGCCCACAGAGUUCAAGGCAGAAGACUGGGGAGUCAGACUAUUAUUCAGUAAUGCAGCCAUGUGCAGUUCAAACAUCACCGCUGAGCCCCUCAGUCCCCUCCCCAGUCAGGCAUCAUCGAGCAGAGAAUCUGUCCUACAGAGGGAGGCUGGGGAGACCUAACAGGCUGUCUCUGGACACCCUGAGGACCCUGCCCAGCAUGAAUGAGCAUCCCCUGCCCUUAGAGCCCCGCAGCCCUGGCGAGUACAUCAACAUCGACUUCAACUGCAACAGAUCUUCCCCACCGUCUGCCGUAUUCACAGAGAGCCAGUCUUCCUCUCUGGGGUCCAGCGGCGGGCGCCCGGGACGGUCAUCUCUGUCAGACUACAUGAACCUGGAGCUGGGCUCGCACUCGCCCAAGGGGGCUGACACUCCGGUUGAGCGACUGGCUACCCUGCCUGAGCUGUCCUCAUGCCCCUGCUCAGAGGACGAUGUUGUGUACCAUGUAGAGUGUGAGAAAAGCUCCAGAAGCUUUGUUGAUGAGGUGAAAAACGACUAUACUGAGAUGACAUUUGCGAUGACUAGCUCACCCCCACAGCUUGUUCCUCAGAACUCAAGCAGCCAGAGCUGCAGGGAGAGAAGGCUAUCUCUUGAGGACCAAGGUGUUCCUGAACGGAUUGGGGUCUUCCUGCUUGGAGCAGCAACUUCCCCAACCGUGGACCCAGACCGCUCUGCCAAGGUCAUCCGGGCCAAUCCACAAGGGCGAAGGCGCCACAGCUCAGAAACUUUCUCCUCCACAGCCACAGUGACGCCGGUCUUUCCCUCAUUCGCACGCGGCGACGCAGUGAAGAGGCCGAGCUCGGUGGAGAACAUCUCGUCCCGCAGCAGUGAGGGUUCCGAUGAGGAGUACGGCAGUCCCGUGGCCCGCCACAGCUCAACCGGCUACUCUAACGGACUGAACUACAUUGCCUUGAACCUACUAGAAAACAGGGAUGUGGAGAAAUGUGGAGACCUGGUUGGCUUUAAACCCACCAGCAGCUGCAAAGGGGGCAUCAAUGGAUUACACAACACACCUUACGUCUGUUUGGGGUUCAAGGAGACUGCAACCACUGCCAAAGACUGAAGGACUUCGCUUGUCCUCGGCUUUGGCGUCUUGACCUGCUGCUCGAAACAAAAACAAGCAAGAAAAACACAAGAAAAUAGACAUUUUGUUUUGUUUUUGCCCCUUCGUCGGGCUCUGUGACCCGAAAAGACUGUGUGGACCCAUCAGCAUCACAAGCCGCCUGCUUGCACACACACUUGGGGAAAAAAGCAGGUCACCAUCUAUGCAUGCAGUGUAUCGCUGAAGGCAGUACAGGUGUGUGUGUGUGUGAGAGAGAGUGUAUGUCGGAUGUGUGUUGGUACGUCUCGUGUUCCCUGCACUUUGAGAGGCCAUUUCUCCUGUGACCUAAAUUUUGGCACAAGCACAGAAGCGAAGAUAGUCAGACAAUAACAAAGCUCUAAUGGUACCAAGUUACCGUUUAUUUACUUGAGGGUAGAUUUAGUGUGCAAGUGUUUGUUUCUGAGAACCGUAAAACCUGCUGCACUCUGCAGGGAUGGAACACCAAGGUACACUGAGUACAUAAAACUAGAAAGAAAAAAAAGUAUAUAUUGUAGUACACAUUAGACGUUUUAUUUAUUUUUUGGAUGAUGAAUGUUUGAUAAGACCUACCCGAUGCCUUAAUGUGUAUACUGUCCUUAAUGUUUCCUAUUAAAUAAGAGAUAAAUAUUCUAUUAGGGUAUAUUUGUUUAGACCUACAUCUCUAUAUUAUUAUCUUGUGGAAAGCAAAAUGCAUAGUUUACCAUUAAAUAUAUAUUAUUUCUUAAAUGUACAGAACCAGUUUGGCUGCUUGAGAGCUGAUUAAAGUAUUUUCUUAACGGAUAAUUUCACCCAUUUUAUGUUUUUUGUCCAAACAUAUUGGACUAGUACAACUAUAUUUCUAAAUGUUUAUCCAUGUCUUUUUGUGACUUAGCUGAGAUCCUCUAAUAAUAAUAACACCAGGCACUAUUCCUCAGUCACUUGAGCCUGAAAACCUCACACACUCCUACCUUCAAACCAAAGGCUUGCUGUUCGGGUCGACGCAGGCCUCCCUGCUGUGAUAUCAUUUGACUGUACAACUGUAACACUGAGAUGAUAACGAAGGGGAAAAGCCAACACAAACUCAACUUUAGAUUGGAGGCACAGUUGAGACGGUUUAACCUAGAAGUAUUGAAGGAAAAAGUUAAAGAGUAGCACCACCGUGGAGGCUCGUGGCAAGAGAAAACUUUACUAUUUAAAGAUUUUAAAUGUGUAAAAAAAAUCAUAACUCCUAGCUAAUGCGUGCUGGUCAUCUCCAGUAACUGCUAGUAAUCUACAGUAAGGAAACUUGGUUAUAUUAUUUCUGUAAAUUACACGUACAACUAGCAGGUCAGUGAUUGUUGUUUGGUUUUGAUCGCCAGAACCACAAUCAAUGGAAACUGGUAGAAAAUUGACAUAAAUCACUGAAGUAUUUAAUCAAAAUAUAGUACAAAUGGAAGGAGGCGGUUUGACAUACCCAAAAGCCUUUGCUAAUAUUACCAACUCUUAGCUAGCUGUUGUCAAAAAAUAUAAAAAAUAUGAAAAUUAAACUGCUUUUUUGCUGGUAAGAAAUGAAAGAAAAUGGCAACUUGCGUACAAAAUCGGAUUACAAUUAGUGAAUAACCUUGAGCCUUUGCUAACAUUAUUAACUGUUAGCUAACAAAACUCUUGAUGUAAUGAAAUUAGCUUAAUAUUUUCUUGCUUCUAAACUAUCAAAUAGUUUAAAAAUAUAUCUAAAGUGAAAACUUUGAGCAUAUGGAUGAAUGCUAAGAUGUAGCAUAAAGCAAACUGCCUCAGUAUACUGCUGUACAUCCAUCACAGCUUUGCUAGCAUUAGCUAACGUUAGCUGCUGUAAGCUACUAGGUUGUACUAGUAAAUGUGAAAACUGUCUUUAAUUGAGUGCCGUAUUACAUUGCUCCAUUUUCAUCUAAUCACAGAAAAAUUCAAUAUUUCUCCAGUUUUGAAUUAAAAUGAAACAAAUAAUGGCAGGAAGUCAAAUUAGCAAUCCUCCAAAAAUGGUUGCUGGGGUAUUUGAAAACAGUUUUUAUCGCCGUUUAUUACGACUGCUGUCUUUUUGAACUCUUCUGUGCCGACACCAACUGGCUUCAAACCCCUUAGAUCUACAGUAGAUUGUAAAACCUCUACAUGUCUGAAUGUAUCGCUGAUUUUUGCGGGGCCACCGCAGAUUUCAAAUGGUUUUGAAAGUGUUAAAUAAUAUUGGAGCUGUACCAAGCUAACUUAUGGUAUCUAUUUAUCUUUAGAGUUUGUACAUAUAUUGUGUAAAUAGAAAAGAGUUUACCUAAAAUAUUGUAUUCUUAGAUUUGACCUAGGUUGCAAUGCUAUUCCUGUGUAAAGACUUUGGCUACAGAUUUUUAAAACGGGAGGGUUUGUUUUGGAUCUGUACAGUGUAUUGUAUGCUUUUCUCCCUCACAGUCUGAUUAUAUAAAACAAAAAAAACUUGGUUUAUUUUAUUAUAGAGAUCUAUUUGCCUUGUUGACACACUUUACCUAAUGGCAUAUGCAAUAUUGACAUGAAUCAAAAAUAGUUUACAACUAUGGAACCAAAUGUAACAUUGCAUUGAUCCUUUUUUUCCAUUAAACUGGAGCUCUUUUUCUCCUUUUGUAUAUGUUUUUUCUUUCUGCCAAGUGUUUUUCAUUGCUGGGAAUUUUGUUGUUGACGUGUCUGGAAGCGUUUUUCCCAUUUCUGUGUCUGAACGGAUCGUUCUUUACUUGGAUUGACUCAGUAUGAAUGUGUUGUCUUCCAUUGUACAUAAUUCAAUAUGCUGUUUAUUGUGAUGCUCACAAGAGAUAAAUAUGAUUUAUAAAUUCUGGUAAAGUAUUGCUUUUGUCUGUAUUAAUUAUGGAUAGCACCCAACAUAAAUAAAUAAUUUAAAGAGUCA